AUGCUCUUGUUACGCAAGGUGCUCAUCAACUUGACACUUCUUGCUGUGAUCCUCGUUCUGUUUUACUGCUAUCAGACGUCAAAUGGUAUACGCUGGACGCUGCAUAGCGAUAAGGAGAAUGCUUCGACCACCAAGUCGAGAAGCUUCGGCCAGAACGCUACGACAGUGUUCCUGCCAAGUGGCAAGGAUUACUACAAUGUCUGGUGUAUAUUCACCAAAGUUGCCAGCAACUCUCCGAUGAGACGAAAGUUUGAGAUCUUUGCCGAAUCUUUACUUAAGUUGUCCUCUGUUGAUAUCGCAUUUCACGUUAUAACCGAUGAUGACAGCAAAAAUGUUGCAGAAAAAUUAUUGGGCAAUAUCUUAUUGUCCACAAGGAAAUUCAUGAAGGUGCAAUAUUACGACGUGCAUGAACUAGCACUGCAACUGGCAGACAUAGUAUCAGUUAUGUCUCCGCACUUUAGCAGCAAGCCGGGAACUUACUACUCGGAUGCAUUGUUUUUCUUGUCGUUAGGUCUGCAUCGGAUAGCUCCGGCUGAGCAAAGCGUCGCGGCGAUGUUUGACGCCGAUACCAAAUUCCGCAGAGACAUCAAGGAGCUUUUCGAGGAGUUCAACACCUUUGGGAGCCAAGCCUUGUUUGGCCUUUCCCCUGAACUCACUCCAGUUUACAGGCACGUUUUGUAUUUGUACCGCAACAAGCAUCCUGACACGUUAUUCGGAGAGCCCGCUAGUUCAGGCGGUUAUCCCGGAUAUAACAGCGGGGUGGUACUCUUUAAUCUUGACAAAUUAAGGAACUCCUCUGUGUACGAUGCGAUUGUAAAAAAGGAAAAAGUUGACGCAAUGACAGAGAAAUAUCACUUUAAGGGUCACUUGGGAGAUCAGGAUUUUUAUACCCUCUUAGGGAUGGAGAAACCUGAGUUAAUUCACACUAUUGAUUGUGGAUGGAACAGGCAGCUGUGUACAUGGUGGAGGGAUCGUGGAUACGCCGACGUAUUUGGAAAUUAUUCGAAGUGUGAUUCAGAAACAAAAUUGUGGCAUGGGAAUUGCAACACUCCCAUACCUGAUGAUUGA
Heterotrigona itama is the source of this 1068-nucleotide messenger RNA. The record is from the annotation of a GenBank genome assembly. Lineage: Eukaryota; Metazoa; Arthropoda; Insecta; Hymenoptera; Apidae.